AAGUACAGAUAUCUGUCUUCAAAUGUUGGGAGUAAAAGUACAAAGUCGUCAGAAAAAUAACUAUUAACCUGGAAAAAUUUGCUUAAGCACACUAACCAAGUAUUUGUCCUUUGUUACUCCCCACAACUGGUCUGAAAUAAUGUUCGUAGGUGUACCUAAUGAUGUGUCCUUGCACACAAUAUUUGCUGGUGUCUCUCGAGGGUGACUCAUUUGCACACAUGCACACACAAGAUGUUUUAAAACCUUUCAGGAGAUUCAAAGCGAGCGUGUCUCGGCGGACGAGUUAGACGAGAAAGCCCAGCGGAUUUAAGACAAAAGCAAAUGAAAAUGACAAAAUAUGACGGGAAGCAGAAUGUCCCCUGUGUGUUUUUCAAUUGUAUUAUUAGUCAAAUACAUCAGAAGAUAAAGUAUUUGUAGAAAUGCGAGGUCAGGAUCAGCUAAGGGAAGUAAAAAUACUGCGCGUGUGUGUUUCACGUCAAAUUCACUUUUUUCAAACUCCGCCCAAAAAGUCCUUCACUUGCCACUUCAUUCGGUACACCGUGGAACGACAUCUGAUACGAAAGAUUAACAGGCGCUUGCACCCCCUUUUUCAUGGAAAAUCCUCCAAAUUAUCGUCAAAGUUUGACACCAAGCUGCGCCCACAUUAGAUGGUAAAUGCAAAACUCACCCUUCUGUCUAGUAAACAAAUGGGGUUCAUUUGGGUGGAUUCCCUCAUUGGAGUUCUUCAGUACGAGCCUUGAAAUUCACUCGAAAUGGUUGCUUCACAGCAAAAAAGGCCGAUUUUCUGUUAAAUUUGGGGCUUGGGUCCUUGAGACUUUUUGGUGCGUCCUGUCGUGAUAGACAUGUCCACCAAAUUUUGUGUGAAUCAGUGAAACAGGUGUCAGGAGUUGUUGUUUUUUUUAACUUCCUGCUCAAUUUCAGGAAUGGGUCCUUGAGAGUUUUUCGUGCAUCCUGUCAUGAUAGACAUGUCUGCCAAAUUCUGUGUCAAUCAGGGAAGCGUGUGUCAGGGGCAGAUUUUUUCUCCCCUCAAACUUUCCAGGGAGUGCGUCUGAGUGUGACAUGCUUGCUUCAUACCAAAAUGGCCGACUUCCUGUUUAAUUUGGGGCACGGACCAUUUCGACUUUUUGGUGCGUUCUGUCAUGACAGAUAUGUCCACUCAAUUUGGUGUCGAUUGAUGAAACUGUUGUCAGGGGCUGAUUUUAUUGUUUUGUUUUGUUUUGUUUUUUUGUUUCCUUCCAACUUUCCAGGAGGCAUAUCUCUUUUUGCUUGUCCUGCCAAGUCUGAUUCCUGUUGCUAAAAUCUUGACCCUGUUCUCUCUGCGUUCUCCAGCAACUGGACCCCCGUUUGUGUGUUUACUGGGCUGGACCACAGGACGACAAUCAGGGGGGCUGCCCGGCGGGACCAAGCGAGCACGUGUACACCAGCAGGUGUGAGCGUGUGUUUAAGACACAGACGUGGAGCCUUGUUGAAAAAUCAGUCACGGAAGUGUCUGCCUUCAAAUGAACUAACUGGACGCAAAAUGAAAGCGACAAAAUGGGACGAGAUGUCUGAUGUGUUCUUCUAAAGUUCCCACUUUUUAUUCACACUUCCUGCUCAACGUUUCUGCAAUGGCCACCAUCAAAUGUUGGGUUAACAUGGCCAACAACGUUGGGAUUCAGUAAGCCUCCAGGAGCCGUGUGCCCGUCGCCCUUCUCCUUCCUCCUUCCUGCUUCUCACAGAUGGAAGCUCGCGAAUCUGCUGCCGGUGCCGGUGGCGGCGGCAGGCAGCAGUGCCCAAAUAAGGACGGGGCCAAGGAGAAGACACCUCUGCAAAGGAAGUGGGUGUCCGAGCCCUCCGCCACCGCCAAGCGAAGCACUUUUGCUGAUCCGGCAGCAAGACACCGUGAGAGUUUGCUGUGUGUUGCCAAUGUGGGAUCAGCACCCCAACACAACUACACCAUCACCGGGAAUUCUGGGAAGAUGCUAUCUGGACCUUCGGCGGUUGGGGCAAUAGGAGGCCCACCACCAUCUCAAGACCCCCAGGGGCCUUUUGCUCAGGGCUUUCCAGGGGGGUACUCCUAUCAGCUGGGCCAACCGUACCCUCAGCAUCCACAGACUGAACGCUUCCACUCGGGAGCCAAACCUCAGCCAGGACUCGAGGCACAUGCCUGGCCCUUUGCCGGACAGUUGCCAUCAGACGAACUGUAUCCCGUGGGACACCCGGGACACACUCACCCCCAUGGAGCCGGAGCGGGGGUCGGGAGGUUCCCCCGGCAAAAAUCUCCCAGUUUACCAAGCUCCUUUGGAUCGUAUUCCCAGAUGGGCCCUGAUCCAGGAGAUGAGGGCUACGGCAAAAAGGAGCAAAAACCCAAAAAGCCUGGAAAGUACAUUUGUUACUACUGUGGCCGAGCCUGCGCCAAGCCCAGCGUCCUGAAGAAGCACAUCCGCUCCCAUACCGGAGAGAGGCCUUACCCUUGUGUCCCCUGCGGUUUUUCCUUCAAAACUAAGAGCAACCUUUACAAGCAUCGCAAGUCCCAUGCUCACGCUAUCAAGGCCGGACUAGUUCCCUUUUCAGACCUGGCCGUUUCCCGUGGUGGCGACAUGGAGCAUGCGUCCCUCGGGGGAGAGGCAGAUGUCCAAUCUGAUGGCGAGCAAAGCACCGACACGGAUGAGGAAGGAGUGGAAGGAGCCACCAUUCUGACAGACAAAGAUGGAUCCAUCACGCAUAUCUCCUUUGAAGCUGACAAGAGUCCAGGUGGUGCAGAACCAGCAUAUGCAGACUUGGCUGAAGAUCUGCCCACGGGCUCCAUCAAAGUGCCUAUCUUGAUUGUUCCCAAGUCCAGAGGGAUCGAGUGUCCGCCCUUUCAGGACAUAAAAGGUUCCCACCACAUAAUGACGUCACUGGCCGGGAGAAAAGGGCGUUCACUGGACGACACCGCUUCGGUCCAACCACGUUUGGCUCUGAGACUGAACGACAAGAAAGGCCUGGAUUCGGAUUGUGCCGCAACGCAGUCGCUGAACCUCCUCAGUCCUCACAGCAAAGGCAGCACAGACUCUGGCUACUUUUCACGCUCUGAGAGUGCAGAGCAGCAGAUCAGCCCUCCGAAUACGAACGUUAAAACGUAUGAGGAGAUCAUGUUUGGUCGGACCUGGUACUACCGACCCAACUCCAGAUCCAGGCAAUUUGUCACAGUAGCAAAGAUCUCUAAGGAUCAUAUCUGUUUACGGGGGGAUGUAGGAAUGUCCAGAGAUCCCAAACUGUAUCCAACCGGACCCAGUCAGAGCAGUACAGGACUUCUGGAGCCUCCGUCAGAUUCAGGGCCUCUUAUCAGGAGCAACUCCAUGCCAACAUCUUCUCCCCCAAACCUCAGUGUACCCCCAGGGAUCCGGGGCAGCCAUUCCUUUGACGAGAUGAUGACAUCGGAUGAUGUUUUUUACCAGCCGGGACUUCGUCGACUCCAAAGACAGGCGGCUAUUGAACUUUUAGCCCAUGAAGCCCACACAGGAGACACUGAGGGCUCUGUACACAUGCACAAGAAUUUCACUUCAUCUCUUGGUAAGAAGCUCAGCGAACGCAGUCCAGGAGCCGCAGAGUCCAUUAACAUUAGCUCGUAUGGUACUAAAGUUAGCAUGUCUGAAAUAGCCACUAGAAAAAGGAGGAAGGAGAAGAGUGUUGGGGAUGAGGAGGACAGUCCUGAUCACUGUGACAGCAGCUGCAGUGGUUCAAUUGACAUGGCAGGAGAUUAUGUUAGUUUUGAAGGGUCCAGGGGCACCCCGACAGGGAAGGGCUCGCUUCAGAGUGCUCACAGUCAAUCAGACAGCUUUGAUACCUGUCCAAGCAUGUGCUCCGAGGAUAUAGCUCUGUUUACCGACUCAGAAUGCAGGAAGGCAGCCGGAAACGUCAUAUCAGUCAUCCAGCACACCAACUCCCUCAGCCGGCCAAAUUCCUUCGAGAAAGCUGAAUCCUUUGAGCAGUCGGGAUAUCAUCCUUCAGCCCCGUCCAGCCAAUACUCGGAACAGUCAGACUCUGAUAUCUUUGAAGAUGCCUUGAGUCCAGAGUCAGCCCUGCUGAGAACUGAGAGUAUGGAUCAGCAGCUGCAGAGCGAUAGUGACCUGGCCUCCCUCUCAUCUUCAUCGGCAGCAGCUUCACCUGGACAGCCAUACCACAUCCCACACAAACUUGUCCGCCAGCCCAACAUCCAAGUUCCCGAGAUCAGGGUGACGGACGAGAAAGACACAGAAGCGCCAAUGGCCAAGGAAGUGGAGAAGCAGCCGCCACAUGCAGAGGAGUUCCAGCUGCCACAGAGGAGUGACACGCUCUCCCAGAUGCCGUCAGAGAAGCUGCCGCCCAAGAAGAAGAGGCUGCGCCUUGCAGACAUGGAGCACUCAUCUGGAGAGUCCAGUUUUGAGUCCACUUGCACCAGCCUGUCUCGUAGUCCGAGUCAGGAGAGCAAUCUGUCGCACUCCUCUUCCUUCUCCAUGUCCUUUGACAGAGACGAAGGCCUCAAGACGGCAUCACCCACCAAACAGGACGACCCAGCCUCUGGUGGAGGAAUUAGACCAUCUGAGUUCCUGACGGUGCCCGGCAGUGGUCAUUCCAGCCACCAGCAACAGAGGGAGAUGAGGAGGUCCUCGUCGGAACAAGCUCCAUACACGCUGCCCUCAGAGGUGACAGAAAUGCGGAGCAAGUCCUUCGACUAUGGCAGCUUGUCAUCAUCCAGACAGGGAGAGCUCUACGCCAGCGCCUCCGCCAUGAAGGAGCGCCGCCGUGGAUUUCUUGUCCGACAGGCCUCCUUGAGUGUGUAUCCAGAGGCAGUUGCCCAGGAACCAGGAGGAUCUGAGCUGUCAAUCAAACAGGAGAGUGUGGAGCAAGGGGUGUGGCUUGGCCUGACAGGACCCCCAAAUAGAACCAGCAAUGUAGCGAGCAGAACCCAAAGAGUUGGCAAGACUGUUGGCAUUGUAGGAGCUCACCAGCAACAUGUCCUCCAGCAGAGUAUCAGUGAAGACAGUCUGCAGGACGAGCCUCACUACGGAAGGACUCUCCAGCAUCGCCUCCAGACCCAGGGCUCAUCAUCUCAGGGAGAACACCCAGGCCAUGAGGUCCUAAACAGGGAAGUCGGCCAACAGGAUCCGAUUGCCCCUCCAUUCCUCUCUUACCAGCAGUCUGCUCUGUUCUGGAGUCAGGAGGUCAGUCAGGCUUCGAGACAACGACUGACGCUCCAGGCCCAUCAGCAACUCCAGAAGCUCCAGAUCCUAUCCCCGAAUAGUUUGUCUGGACACACGGCACUUCGCAAACAGCUGAUCCAAGAUCAGCCGCCACGCGAUGGAAAAUCAGACACUUCAAGUACUCUGAUGAACCCUGCUGUAUUCCAAGAGCAAAAUCUCGCCCCUAUCUCAUCUAAACCAACAUCCAGCAUCACCGCUGUGCAGCUGCAGCAGAUCCAACCUAUCUUUGCCACCCAGAACCUGGGCUCCCACACCUCUCUGCCUAUGAUGGUUCCUGUGCGUAUCCAAACCCACGUGCCAUCGUACAGUAGCGUGAUGUAUACCAGCGUUAGCCAGCUGGUAGCUCACAGUCAGAGGAGCGGCUUAGUCGGACAAAGCAGAGCCAACGACAUGUCCUCACCGGAUGGCACUGUGAGAGGAGGAAUUCCAAGUGGAGCACGAUUCGACCUAUCGCACUUCCUGGGACAAACGGAUGGAACGCUGUUGCGCUCCCCACACUGGAAGUCUUCAGCUUGCUGCCCCAACACGGGAAUUCCUCUGUCGCUCACGUCAGGUACCAUAUCCGCCACAGAUGCCUCAGGGUCCGGCAUCGGAGGCAGCAAGAGGAUGCUUUCCCCCGUCAGUUCCUUGGAGUUCUUCAUUGAGACUAAGCAGCAGAAGAUGGUAAAGGAGGAGAGGAUGUUCGGGCAGAUGGUGAAGGAGAUGAGCGCCGUGGAGCUGAGUGGAACUGACGGCAGCAUCAAGCUUGAGGAGGGACCCUGUUCAGACGAUUGCGAGAGGAUGUCUUCUUCUCCUCCCCUGGGAGAUUUCCCUGCUCCCAAUAAGAACGCGAUUCCAGUCCGUUCUUCUGCUCACCACUGGCCCGAUGUCCCCCAGCCGGAGAGCUUCACCCCACCUCUCCAGAUCGUCACUGACUCCUCAACUGUGUUGUGUGGCCGAGAUUCACCUGAGGAGCUUGAUUUGGACGUGUCCCACUCCAGCCCCCAGUCCAUGACCUCCUCCAAUGAUGCCGACGAAGCCACCAAGCAGCCCACGGCCAGUCAAGUCCCAGAGAAUGUGCUGGUUCAGUUAGCCGCGCACCAAGGUCCAGGACUUUCCAGAGCAAUGGGACAGACUCUGUUGCUCGCCGACGUUUCUGACGCCCAACACUUUUCCCAGUUCCCGAGCCUCUGCACCAACAGCAGGGUCAGUUGGUGUUUCCUCAACUACACCAAACCCAACAGCACCCAAGCUGACCCACGGAGCUCCAUCUACAGUUCCUGGUGCAUCAGCUCGUACAAUCCCAACCCUCUGAACCUUAGCACCAAGGCUGCUCUGGCCUUGCUGAGUUCCAAACAGCGGAAGAACACCAACCUCCUGUAUGCCACGGCCGCCAUGGGACCGCCCAGCUCGGGGAAGCUGGUGUCGUCCGUCAGCUGGAAGCUCAGGUUUGAUCAGCUGAAACCAGAGGUGAUGGCAGUUGACAUCGGCCAUUUUGGAAGGAAGAUGAAGGAUGUGGCCUUGUGGGAGCAUCCCAAGGAGGAGCAUGUGGAGAAGGACGUUUCUAUUAAACCGGCCACCACCGAGCCAACUCGCAUCAAGAUCUUCGAAGGCGGGUACAAGUCCAAUGAAGACUACGUGUAUGUGCGCGGGCGCGGUCGGGGGAAGUACAUCUGCGAGGAGUGUGGCAUUCGCUGCAAGAAGCCCAGCAUGCUGAAGAAACACAUACGCACGCACACGGAUGUGCGGCCGUACGUCUGCAAGUUCUGCAACUUUGCCUUUAAGACCAAAGGGAAUCUGACCAAGCACAUGAAGUCAAAAGCUCACCUGAAGAAGUGUCUGGAGUUGGGCGUGUCCACAUCUUCCGUGGAAGACGCCGAGGCAGAUGACGCGGACUUUGGCGAGGAAGCCGGUGCGCGCCGUAAGGCCCUGGCUGAUCAUCAGUUCUCCGACGCUGAUGACUCGGAGGAAGAUGGCGACGAGGUGGACGACGAAGAUGACGAGGACGACGAUUACGACGGCGACUCCACACCCAGGACGUCGUCCCGCUCGGCCAGCCCUUGUGGCGUGCCCAUCACGGCGGCCGCCUCGCAGCCGUCGCCGCCGCUCUUCAGCUACUUCACCACCGUGCCCAGCAUCCGCAUCACAGCCCAGGCGACCCCCGGCGAGAGGGUCCCGCUCGAGCCGGGGCACCUGCCGGCUUUGCCCUCCGUGGACGAAGACCUCUCCCAAGAUUUCCCCUUGCCGUCUUCCCGCCUCUCCUCUCCUGGGCCGGACUACUCCGGUUGCCCGUCGCCCGUCUCGCCUUCCUUGUCCCCGUCGACACGCCAGUACCUCUCGCCGCAUCGCGACCACUCGCCCCGCGGCCCGUCGCCUCGGCAGGAUGCGUCUCCUCUGCGCCACCUUUCGCCCAAGCGGGACCUGGGGCUACGUAGACGCGAGCUGUCCCCCAGGAGGGGCCACCUGUCGCUACUCGCCCCGCUGUCGCGCCCCACCUCUCCCGGCAAGCGAGAUCUGUCGCCGCGAGGACGCCACAAGGGCAUGAUACGCCCCAACUCUCCUCGACGUGGACUCCAUCAGCACCUCCUCCUGCAGAGUCCACAGGGCGGCUCACGGGGCCUGAGGUCGGUGCACCUCGCCGGGCUGCUGAGUCGGGCGGAAUUCGGCCCUCGAGGACGUCGCAGGACCGCUGGCGCAGAAAUGGACACGGAAUGUGUUCCAGGUUCCCCAGGGAGGCGAGAGCAGGGUGGUAACCGUGGCAACCCCUCCGGUCCACCCCAUCAGGUCUUGUUCAGUCACCUCCCUCUCCAUUCACAACUGCAGGUGCGUUCUCCGUUCCCAAUGAUUCCCAUCGGAGGGAUCCAAAUGGUUCACGCUGUGCCCACGUCGCUCAGCACUCCUCUCAGCCAGCAGGGGGCGCAGCAGGCCGCGCCCCGCCUCCCGCCGCACAAAACUCCGUCGGAGGACCGCGAGGCCUCCGCCCCUUUCGGGAGAGGACCAGGAGGCCGGACCCCGUCGGGGUCAGAGGUCGUCGGCAUAAGGGAGCAGGAGGAGAACAUCCAAACGUGCACCAAAGCCAUCGCCUCACUGCGCAUCGACCUCGAGGAAGACGUCGAGAGGAGGCGAGAGGGGCUGGACGGCGAGGGGGGACCUCACUCCGAAGGACAAUGUCGGCGCUCGCCGCCCGUGGCCGCUUCGCCGCCUUCGCCCGCGCCGCCGGGGCCUCAGCACUUUAGCGCCUCCCCGCGUAGCCCCUCUCCCGCGUCCUCACCGUCGCCCCGGUCGACCCCCGCAGACGCCUCGCAAAGCACAAAGACGAGCAAAGACGUGUCGUAGAUGUGCAACUAUACGACAGCACGACUUUUUGCACAAUAUACGUUUUCUCUUUCAUUCUGGAAUAAUGGACACACACACGCCAACACACCUACACACACAUGCAUGUACUGUAUACACACACACACACACACACACACACAGUUCAUGUUGGGAGACAUUCUUAUUUAAAGACAUGAGAGAGAGAGAGAGAGAGAGUGUGCGCGUUGUGUGCGAUUGGGGGCAGUUUCAAGGCAGUCAAUUGGUACUUUAAUAAUAACAACAAUAAUAAUACUGAACAUAAAAGAAUAGUAAUGGGACACGUGUGCCUUUGCUGGGUGCUUCUGUUCUUUUCAGCAGUCACCUGAUCAACUUCAAGCCCUGCCCCCCCCCCCCC
Molecule: messenger RNA, 8892 nt
Organism: Phycodurus eques (leafy seadragon)
Lineage: Eukaryota; Metazoa; Chordata; Actinopteri; Syngnathiformes; Syngnathidae
Gene: hivep2a
Product: HIVEP zinc finger 2a
Exons: 16
Coding region: 1719-8519 (2266 amino acids)
Biological process (GO): regulation of transcription by RNA polymerase II
Cellular component (GO): nucleus
Molecular function (GO): RNA polymerase II cis-regulatory region sequence-specific DNA binding; DNA-binding transcription factor activity, RNA polymerase II-specific
Source: RefSeq, a predicted model, not a curated record